Harpegnathos saltator (Jerdon's jumping ant) is the source of this 3566-nucleotide messenger RNA. RefSeq lists its product as uncharacterized. The record is from RefSeq and is a predicted model, not a curated record. Bases 1345 to 2133 code for a protein of 262 amino acids. The transcript is spliced from 2 exons. NCBI's taxonomy places the organism in Eukaryota, Metazoa, Arthropoda, Insecta, Hymenoptera, Formicidae.
GGUGGGGGCAAUACAUUCGGCGGUGCGUCGCAUCGACGAGAGAAUCUGAGCAGUGUUAUUGAUCGCGCGAUAAAAAUAAACGCCAGUCGAGCCGGAGUUUCUUCAACGAGCCCGAAACGACUUCGUGCCAAUAAUCGCGAUGGUGACGUCGCAGCAACAUCGUCGUUUAUCGUCGUGACGCCGACAUUGCGCGAUUAUCUGACGUACGCCGGCAUAGUGACGUCCGCCGACGACAAAGUGCCCUUUCCGUCGACCGGUUCCGCGGACGAGCGAGCGUUGUACGGCGCACUGGAAACGCACGAUGCUACCAUCGCGCGAGAGAGCAGUUUCUUCGACGAGCGCUGCGAAAGUGCCCUGAAGACCGUGUUCGCGGCCGCAAAGAUCGUGCCCAUGAGUCGAUUGUGCGCCCAGAUACACGGCCACGCUCGCCGCGUCGGUGCUGCGAAAAAAUGGGCCGAUUGGUAUCAACGAUCGACAGAUUUGGGUCUCCUCAGCGACCCAGGGCACACCGAUCUUAAUGCACGUGUCGUUGACGGAAUGCGCGUUCGCGCGCACAUCCUUUGCUCGUUUCGCGCGAAAAUUAGAGAUGCGUCCGAUCGAGCUCAACUGUAUCGCGCGAUUGUUGUUCCAUACCGAACGUACGUCUCGAGGGGCAGAACCGCGCGUCGAUUCGUUGCAAUUGGCCGAUCUGGGCAGAUUGGGCGUGCGGUCGUUGUACUACCGUCGAAUCUAUCUGCUGCAUCUGUUGACCUACAUGUGCGUGGUUGAAGCGCUUCGCUGCUCCGACAAACGGACGAUUCUGGUCAUGGAGUACGAACUGCGUCAAUUGAUGCGUCUGUCGACCUGUUGGAGCAUAGCCAUUCACUCGGAGCCGAAUAUGGAUCUGUAUUACAUGUGACCGGCGCUGACCAAUUACUCGAACAUACCGAUUUUUUAAUCACCACCCUUCCGAUCGCAGUAUCGACGAGCGGCCGUUUAUAGCACCGCAGCGACCGACUGACCGUACAGUGCGCAUCGUCGGUCGAAUACGGUCAGUCGGUUGCUGCGGGGGUGAACACGGGUCGUCGCAAAAUGUGCAUUACAAACUGGAAACGAGUCUAACGUUCUCACUACCGGUGAGCGUCGGUCAAGGUGGCCUGCUGGAGCGCCUAUGGCGAUGGCCCGAAACCCUCGGGAGUUUCGUCUAUCGUAAAACUCGUCACGGUGCGUUCCAUUGGCGAAUGGACGCGGUGUUUGCACUCGGUGAGCGAACGCACGCUCAUAGGCGAUCGCCGCUUGGAUAUAGUUCGCGCGCUGAUCGAAUCGCCAGCAUCCGCGACGACGGUGUCGGAGUUCAAAGCGUCCAUGGUGAUGGAUCGCACGGUUCGUUACGAAGAUAGCGUGACAUUGGGCGCGAAUAUACGUUAUCCGAUGGUGCUGGACGAUCGUCUGAGUCUCGAAUUGAAUCCGCUAGCGGUGGAAUUUGAGCGCGAGCUCUUGGAGAGCGAGGAUGACAUCAGCGACAAUAAUCUGAGCAUCGCGUUCGAGCAUCGGUUGUCUCUGAGCGUUCGACUGUGCGCGCGAUGCCUCUCGUUGAUCCACGAGUUCUCGUUGUCAUGUCUGUCGUGUCGCGAUCGCUCGAUUGUAAGAAUCCCGGUUCGUUUGUCGCUACGAUCCUCCAUGAACGAGUACCACGAGAUUGCGUAUUGGUUCGAGCUGGAGUGCGAGGAGGCAUCGUCGACGAAGGCGUCGAUCGAUGGCGCCGAACGACUCUGCCGCGGCGCAAACAACGAAGAGGACACCGAGUCGUCGCGAUUGACGAGACAUAGGGCCAUCGCCGCGGUGUUUCGCUCGGUCGCGUUACCCAUGCUCGCCGUGGAAUGGCCGGACGGACUGUCACGCGAGUCGCUGCCACGCACACCCGAGCGACCGUGGCUGAACGAUCACAAGAGACCGGUUCGCAUGAUCAGCGGCGAGAGUUUCGGCACGCACCAACGAUUGUUUGAGCAUCUGGUGAAUACCGCGAUCGCCAACGAAGACACCGUCGAUCAAUUGCGACUCAAGUACGACAGCGAGCGUACGUACGACUGGUACGCCAUGGAUGAAUUCUGGGUCGACUCGGAACGAGUGGCCAACGUUCCCGCCGCGCUUUGAGACGUACUCGGCGGAUUGUACGUGUACCAGUUGGAGAGCGAGCGAGUGCAUCGCGACUGCUACGGCGACGGUAGUAGCGACAGCGGCAACGAUGGGCGGUUGGGCGAGCGCAAUCACGCCAUCACCGAGGCGAUUUUCGUGCUGUCUCAUCGAGACGCGAUAGCGCUGACCGGCGGAGGUGCUCUCUCGCGACAGAUCGAGGUCUCGUCGUACGGUCGCGCGCCCGAGCAAGACUCACCAGAGACCGCGUAUCUGAUGUCCGCGCGAUGCGACAACAGCGAAACGGAGCCCGCGUCGACGUCGUUCUGGACUGAUUUGCGCGCGAGCGUAUUCGAGAGCGACCAAGUCGCAUCGUCGCGCGUCACCGCGCGAUUGCUCAAUGACGAGCAGCAGUGGUGUCGGCGCGCAAUAACCAGUUGGCGCACCGCGCGAUAUCGAAUAACCGUGUCAAAAUUGACGCGUGAUCUGUUCGACUCGACCGAUCACCAUGAUCCGGAGAGCCGUUGGAGCGGCGCAUCGUCGUUCGUUGUCGCGUCGGCCGCACUGUCGUGUUUGACCACGAUCGACGACGAUCCGUUUGCGCGCGCGUUGAGCCCCGAGUACUCGGAACACUGUUCGACGCAUGAGCGAGAUUGUCGCUCGCUCGCCGAAUCGAGAGACCGGCAAUCUGCGCGUCAUCUCCACUUACGUUGUACCGGAUCAAUUUGUCGAUCUAUUGCGCACAUAUCGCGACAGCGAUUCGUUUCUCCGAGUGGACGGGCUGCUGAGACUCACGCGUCGAUGCGACAAAUUGCUGACUUACGAGAAAUUUAAAUUGCAUCAAACGAUUGAAGUGCUGGUGACGCGAGAUUACGGUACUCUCUGCGCCUCGAACGGACAUCCGAUAGCGAGAUUUCUGCGGGUUUCGCAAACACCGAGCGAGUCGUCGAUGAAUCGCGACGAUGACGACGGAGCGAAUAGUGAAUUCCACGCUCGUUGCGCAAACUGCGAGUUUGAUCAUUGGACCGAGUGGAAAUGGCUCGAUGAUACGUCCGUUCGAUCACCAUCGGCCGAUGCCGGUCGAACAACGACGAUACUCGCUGUACACGGCUUGCCGAAGCCACGCGCGAACAACGGUCUGAUCGCCGAAUUGGAGUUUCGAGGUCGAAUUUCGCGACAGGAGCGCGUGACGAUUCUAUCGCGAUUUGCCGGAUGGCGAUCGGACAAGGAACACGCUGACAAAUCGGCCAAAUUUCACGGAAUACUGUUUAGUGAUUGCGAAUAUCUCGAUGACGAUUCAGUGGUGGUACAAUAAAACGACAUUUAGCACACUCUCACUUUUUUCCGCGCAAAAUGCCUAGAAUGGAGGGAUUACGAACUUUUUCAAUCGACCAAUAACCGAUGUUUAGAAUGCUCCCACUUUUGCGCAAAAGGUCCGGUAUGGGGGGGGUAAA